GACCAAACCAUCCGCAACCAACCUCGCCUCAGACUUCGAAUCACCGGAAACCGCACGCCAAUUGUUAUCCAUUCGUCGGCCGCUCUAAUAACGCCAUCAUGGGUGUCGCGAAGAAGACGAGAAAGUUUGGACAGGUCAAACGAGUCAUGGGACUGAAGGACACCCGACUCAAGGAGAACCGACUGAAGGAGGAGCUCAAGCAGAAAGAACAGGCUGCCAAGAGGACAGUAGGAGGCGAAGUCGUCAAAGAGGUUGCCCAGAUGCCGAGCGGCAUGUAUUUCGCUCACAACACGAACAUCAGCCCGCCAUACAACGUUCUCGUCGACACAAACUUCCUAAGUCAUACCGUCCAGCGGAAACUGUCCUUACUCGAAUCCAUGAUGGACUGCCUCUACGCAAAGUGCAACCCCAUCAUCACCUCCUGCGUCAUGGCCGAGCUCGAGAAACUGGGGACCAAGUACAGACUGGCGCUGAAGAUUGCCCGCGACGAGAGGUGGCAGCGGAUACAGUGCGACCACAAGGGCACAUAUGCAGACGACUGCAUCGUGGACCGGGUCACCAAAGACAGGAUAUACAUCGUGGGCACCAACGACAAGGCGCUGAAGCAGAGGCUACGCAAGAUUCCUGGCGUUCCCAUCAUGAGCGUGGCAAGGGGCAAAUAUGUAAUAGAGAGGCUGCCGGGAGCGCUGCCUUCAUGACGAAUUUAGGGGUUAAAGCAUUGU
This is a messenger RNA of Trichoderma citrinoviride, 722 nucleotides long. Its product is annotated as Fcf1-domain-containing protein. Gene Ontology annotation, cellular component: small-subunit processome; nucleolus. The record is from RefSeq and is a predicted model, not a curated record. Bases 99 to 698 code for a protein of 199 amino acids. NCBI's taxonomy places the organism in Eukaryota, Fungi, Ascomycota, Sordariomycetes, Hypocreales, Hypocreaceae. The transcript has 4 exons.